AUGAAGAACAAGGUGUCCAUCAACUCGAUCAUCUCGCUCAUCGAGAUGAAUGUAAAGUUUUACCGGCUGAUCGGUUUGGCACCGUUCGAACUCAACACGAACCGCGUUCGGCUGUCAAAACCGUUCUGCUGUGCGGUCGGUGGUUUCGUCACGCUCUAUUGGACUGCGAUGGUGUCCUCAAUCGCUACCAGCAACCAUGCGAACGAUCGGAUCUCGCGCAUCUCCAACUACUUUCAGCUCAUUACGAACGCGAUCAUGCUGACGGCGAUCCUGCUAAUGCCCGCCUUUCGAUUGCGCAACUUUGCCGAAGUUACGCGUGCUUUGCGCAAGCUGGAACUUGAUCUGCAGAAGGAUUCGCUCGGUAGCAACUUUCGUCGGAUGGUACGGUGGAACGUUGGUAUCGUUUUGGGCACGGUCGGUGUGCUGCUGAUGGCGACCGGGUUCGACUGUUACGUGACAGUGUUUCGCGGUUCGAUCCGGGUGGACUAUUGGAUCAUAACGAUACUGCCACAGUUUGUGAACGUGAUCGCUGUGACGCAGUCCAUACUGCUGCUGCUGUACAUUAACGGGCGGUUCCGGAUGCUGAACCGUUUGCUAGAGGAGGAACAGCAUCCGGUUGCGGGCAGAAAACCGUACGAGCACAACACGGGCCGGCUAACCGUGACCGGAUCGACGAAUGAUCCGAAAAAGUUGAGCCUGCACGUGAUCGAGGUACAUGGUUGCGGGAUGGACGAUGCAUCAUCGCUGAAGCUACCGAAACUCUUGUAUCGGUACAACGAUCUGUACGACAUCUGCAAGAUGCUCGAUCGUUACUUUGGGCUGUUGUUUCUGCUUACCUUCACUUCGAUUUUUAUCGUAACGACAAUACAGCUGUACUACAGCUACACCAUUCUGUACUGGUUUACGGGUGAGAAUGGGUUCACGAUCUGGUCGCUGAUGGUGUGCCUCAAUACGAUUUCGAUCAAUCUCGGGGUGCUGCUAACGAUUGUGCUGCUCUGUGAGAAGAUUUCCAACAAAACGAAGCAAGCGAACGAUCUGUUGGCGGACUUGCAGCUGCGCGGAUCACGUCAUCUAUCCUCGGAGGAAGUCAUCAAGCUUACCAUGCCAUUUCAAGCACCGAACAAGGUGUUCAAGUUCUCAGCGAUGGGCUUUUUCCAGAUCAAUUGCAACAUGCUAUGUGGGAUGAUUGGGGCAAUCACGACGUACUUGGUAAUCUACAUACAGUUCUACAUUCUUUACGCGGAUGAGGUGAAAAAGUCAACGUUUGUGUCUCGAUUCCAGAUUUAA
Molecule: messenger RNA, 1287 nt
Organism: Anopheles maculipalpis
Lineage: Eukaryota; Metazoa; Arthropoda; Insecta; Diptera; Culicidae
Product: gustatory receptor for bitter taste 66a-like
Exons: 3
Coding region: 1-1287 (428 amino acids)
Biological process (GO): sensory perception of taste
Cellular component (GO): dendrite; axon; neuronal cell body
Source: RefSeq, a predicted model, not a curated record